Molecule: messenger RNA, 222 nt
Organism: Aureococcus anophagefferens
Lineage: Eukaryota; Pelagophyceae; Pelagomonadales; Pelagomonadaceae
Exons: 1
Molecular function (GO): protein binding
Source: RefSeq, a predicted model, not a curated record
GGCGGCGAGGCCCUGGCGUCGGCGCUCGGCGUCAACGUGUCCCUGACGAAGCUGGACCUCUCCUGGAACGCGCUCCGCGACGAGUCCGCGCGCGCGCUCGGCCGCGCCUUCGCGGACAACGCGUCGCUCUUCGACGUCAACCUGGAGUACAACGGCUUCGGGGACGCGGGCUGCGAGGCCGUGGCCAUGGCCCUCGAGCAGAACAGCGGCAUGCGCAUCCUG